AUGGAGGCCAGACGACAGUGUCACCGCGUGUCGCCCCUGCUGCUGGUGCUGCUGGCGGUGGUGAUCACGGCCGGGCGCUGCGGCGCGCAGGUGCCGGUCCCGGCGAGGACGGACGGGUUCGUGUACGGUGGGCAGGCGUGGGCGCCGGCGUGGGGCGAGGCGGUGGUCGUCGAGGCCUUCUUCGACCCGCUCUGUCCCGACAGCCGCGACGCCUGGCCGCCGCUGCGGAGGGCCGCCGACCACUUCGGCGCCCGCCGCGUCGCCGUCGUCGUCCACCUCUUCCCGCUCCCUUACCACAGCAGCUCCUUCAUUGCUUGCCGGUCGAUCCACGCGGUGCACAAGCUAAAUGCGUCAGCUGCGUAUCCCCUGCUCGAAAAGUUCUUCAAAUACCAGGAGGGUUAUUACAACACGCCGACAUACACCAAAACAAGAGCGGCGGUGGUCGCCAAAAUAGCAAACAACCUUGUCGCCCCCGUCAUCGGCGAAGCCAAUUUGGCUGCAUACAGAGCGGGCUUCAACGACUCGCGGUCGGAUCAGGCCGCAAGGAUUUCCUUCAAGUUUGGUUGUGCACGAGGUGUCACCGGGACACCCUACUACUUUGUUAAUGGCAUACCACUCGUCGACCUUGAUUUUCCUCUGGACUAUGACAAGUGGGUAUCCACACUUGAUCCGCUGGUUGGCAAGAUGUAGGCAGCUUUCAUGCUGCAAAUAAAUAACUGGAAAUUGUAGAAAAUAUUAGCGAAAUAAGUGGUGGACAUAAAUAGGUUGAUUUUUUCAUGAUGUACAUGGAAAUAUGUGUUGAUUAUCACAAUAAUGUU
Messenger RNA from Triticum aestivum (bread wheat), 818 nucleotides. RefSeq lists its product as uncharacterized. Lineage: Eukaryota; Viridiplantae; Streptophyta; Magnoliopsida; Poales; Poaceae. The transcript has 4 exons. The record is from RefSeq and is a predicted model, not a curated record. Bases 1 to 690 code for a protein of 229 amino acids.